Molecule: messenger RNA, 2141 nt
Organism: Leptopilina heterotoma
Lineage: Eukaryota; Metazoa; Arthropoda; Insecta; Hymenoptera; Figitidae
Gene: Non1
Product: nucleolar GTP-binding protein 1
Exons: 9
Coding region: 110-2032 (640 amino acids)
Biological process (GO): ribosomal large subunit biogenesis
Cellular component (GO): nucleolus
Molecular function (GO): GTP binding; RNA binding; GTPase activity
Source: RefSeq, a predicted model, not a curated record
CUGAGCGUGACAUUCAUGUGGUUCAUGUGUUUGUCCACACAGGUUUUCAGAAAAGUGUAUUAAAUUUUUACAUUAUUUUUAAAGAAAAGUGUUAUAUUAAUUAAGCAAAAUGGUGAUGUACAAUUUCAAAAAGAUCGCUGUUGUUCCAACAGCAAAAGACUUCAUUGAUAUUAUAUUAUCAAAAACACAACGAAAGACUCCAACUGUAAUUCACAAGAAUUACAAAAUAUCCCGCAUCCGUGCAUUUUAUACGAGAAAAGUAAAAUUUACACAACAAAAUUUUCAUGAUCGGCUUUCACAAAUUGUUCAGGAGUUUCCAAAAUUAGACGAAGUGCAUCCAUUCUAUGCGGAUUUAAUGAAUGUUUUGUAUGACAAGGAUCAUUACAAAUUGGCCCUUGGUCAAAUGAAUACAGCGAGACAUUUAGUUGAUAACGUUGCAAAAGACUACGUUCGUCUUUUAAAGUACGGAGACUCCUUGUACCGAUGUAAACAAUUAAAGAAAGCAGCAUUGGGGCGAAUGGCCACAAUUAUGAAGAAGCAAGCCAACAAUUUGACUUAUUUAGAGCAAGUUAGACAGCAUUUGGCUCGAUUGCCGAGCAUAGAUCCUUUUACUCGAACGAUAAUAAUCUGCGGAUUUCCCAAUGUUGGAAAAAGUAGUUUUAUAAACAAAAUAACUCGAGCCGAUGUUGAAGUUCAGCCUUAUGCCUUUACAACAAAAUCGUUGUAUGUAGGACACACGGAUUAUAAAUACUUACGUUGGCAAGUGAUUGAUACUCCUGGAAUUUUGGAUCAUCCCGUCGAAGAGAGAAAUGUUAUCGAAAUGCAAGCAGUUGCAGCUCUCGCUCAUUUGCGUGCUGCCGUUCUCUAUUUCUUCGAUAUUUCAGAACAAUGUGGUCAUUCAUUGGAAGAACAAAUGAAACUCUUCGAUUCAAUAAAGGUGUUCUUUACAAAUAAACCACUCGUUUGUGUGAUAAAUAAAGUAGACGUCUUACGUCUAAAUGAUCUCUCUGCGGAAAAAAGAGCUAUUGUAAAACAACUUGAAGAAGAUGAGAAUAUUCCGUUCAUUGAAAUGAGUACCGUCACUGAUUUUGGCGUCAUGGAUGUGAAAACUGAAGCCUGUGAGAGACUUUUGGCUUAUCGUGUGGAUCAAAAGAUCAAAACUAAAAAGGUUGAAGGCUUAUUGAAUCGUUUACACGUUACUCAACCAGUGCCUAGGGAUAACAAGGUUCGAGCUCCUUGCAUACCUGAGUCCGUUCUUAAGAAGAAGCAAGCAGCCGCUGAGAAAGCUGAGAGAAAACGAAAAUUGGAGCGCGAAAUCGAAGAGGAAUUGGGCGAUGAUUAUGUUCUCGAUCUCAAAAAGAAUUACGACAUCGAGGGAGAACAGAAGUUCGAUAUUAUCCCCGAAAUGUGGGAAGGUCACAAUAUUGCGGAUUAUAUUGAUCCCGAUAUUUUUGAGAAAUUGAACGAGAUCGAGAAAGAAGAAGAGAUUAGAUUCGAAAGCGGUUUCUAUGAUCAUAAGGUUCCAGUAUUAAGUGAACAAAUGCAGGAAAUUUAUGAAUUAGCGAAACAAAUUCGAGAGAAACAAGUGGUUAUUAAAGAUGAAUCGCGAAUUAACAAGGCUUCUACAAAACCAGUUAUGCCCCGUACUGCCGGUGCUAAGGUUCGAGGUCGAUCUGUGACAAGAUUGAGACAGGAACUUGGAGAACUCGGAGUCGACAUGGAAGACACAGAAGACGCUCACUUUACAAAAACGAAAAAACGUGCGAGGUCGAUUUCUGAACCCGAUGCUAAACGUCGACGUGUAGAUGUUUCAGCGUCAAGAAAUCGCAGUGUCUCCAGACAACCGAGAGAUGAAAUGGGAGUAAAGGAUGUUGUUAUGAAAACAAAACUUAAGAAUAUUGCUCACAAAGCGAUUUCAAAGAAAGUUAAAAAGAAGGGUCUUAAAGGUGAAGCCGAUCGUUUCAUUGGAAAUAAGAUGCCUAAGCAUCUUUUCGCUGGAAAGCGCGGUGUUGGAAAAACGGACAGGAGAUAAAAAUAUAACACUACAUUUAAUUUAUAAUCUUUUAUAUAGAUUAAUUUGCCUUCAAUUGAGAAUAUCUCGUGUAGCUUAUGUAAAUAAAUAAGACUAUAAAAUAAGUAAA